Lachnellula hyalina is the source of this 1767-nucleotide messenger RNA. RefSeq names its product Oxygen-dependent choline dehydrogenase (gene betA). The coding region runs from base 1 to 1767 and encodes 588 amino acids. Gene Ontology annotation, molecular function: oxidoreductase activity, acting on CH-OH group of donors; flavin adenine dinucleotide binding. The transcript has a single exon. The record is from RefSeq and is a predicted model, not a curated record. NCBI's taxonomy places the organism in Eukaryota, Fungi, Ascomycota, Leotiomycetes, Helotiales, Lachnaceae.
AUGGGUCCUUCCAAAGUGUCACCAUCUGACUGCAACAGAGCUGUUCCUACCAGUACUCGAUCAGAAGGCCGAAGUACAGCAGAAAAUGAGACGUCUGGCACGACAUGGCUUGACGACUACGAGUACGUAAUCGUAGGCUCAGGGCCUGGCGGUGGUCCAGUUGCUGCCAGAUUAGCAAUCGCCGGGUUCAAAGUGUUAGCCAUCGAUGCUGGAGAUGAUCAAGGAUCGACGUAUCAGGAACAAGUACCGGCUUUGUCGCUGAAAUCCACAGAGUACGGGCCCAUGAAGUGGGAUUACUUUGUCAAUCACUAUCAAGAUGAAGCACGACAAGAAAAGGAUUCCAAAAUGACUUGGCAAACCCCCAGUGGAGAUCUAUUCGUUGGAAUUGGGGCACCAGCUGGUUCAGCACCACUCGGUAUUCUAUAUCCUCGUGCCGGCACACUUGGAGGAUGCUCCUCUCAUAACGCUCUCAUCACAGUAUUGCCGCACGAUAGUGAUUGGACUGACAUCGCAGAUAUCACUGGGGAUACUUCAUGGUCACCAGAUAACAUGAGAACAUACUUUGAGAAAUUGGAACGGAAUCGAUACCUUCCAAGCAGCGUAAUUGGUCAUGGCUAUACUGGAUGGCUCGGGACGGCUCUUACGGAUCUGUCACUGGUAGUAGAAGAUUUCAAAGUCCUUUCCUUAAUAGUUUCCGCCGCGACAGCAAUGGGAAAGUCAUUAGUUGGUAUUGUGAUAGGCACAGUUGUAGGACUUGGCGAAGUCCUCUUGCGUGACCUUAACGCCCCAGGUCAAGUUGAGGAGGAGGGUCUCUACCAAGUUCCUCUUGCCACGGCAGACUCUACUAGAAAUGGACCUCGGAAUUUUAUCUUGGAUACUGCAAAUUCGGUCAACGCGAAUGGCUCGCGAAAGUAUCAUCUCGAUAUUCGUCUAAACACCCUAGUAACAAAGAUUCGUUUCACCCAAAAUGGAACUACGCCCAAGGCUGUUGGAGUGGAUUUUCUCGAUGGUCAGAGUCUCUAUCGCGCAGACCUUCGAGCAAACAAUACCUUUCUUCAAACCAUGCCAGACCCGUGCCUUACGCGAUGGAUCAAUGGUGUCACGCCCGCACUUAAAGGAGCAUACGCAACGAAUGGAAUUGCCAUUGCGGUUAUCAAAAAGUCUUCCGUAGCUAUUGAUGACCCUGAUCUUUUGAUAUCCGGUGUGCCGGCAUACUUUCCUGGCUAUUUCCCUGGCUACUCAAAUUUCGCUGUCAAAGAUGCACGCCACUGGUCCUGGAUCGUUCUGAAGGCUCACUCCCGAAACAAUGCAGGGACCGUUAAGCUACACUCCACAGAUCCUCGAGAUGUCCCAAUCAUUAACUUUAACUCUUUUGAAACUGGUGUUACAGCAGAUGAUGCAGCCGAGAAAGACCUGCAAGCUGUGUACGAAGGAAUUGAAUAUGCUCGUGAAGCUUUCAAAGUCCUUAUUCCUCUCGAUGGUUCAUUCUCCGAAGUCUGGCCUGGCCCAAACGUGACAACAGAAACGGAGAUGAAGGACUUCUUGAAGGCCGAAGCGUGGGGUCAUCAUGCAAGUUGCACUUGCCCAAUUGGCGCAGAUGAUGAUACGAUGGCGGUACUGGACUCGAAAUUCAGAGUUCGGGGAGUUCAGGGGCUAAGGGUUGUGGAUGCGAGUGUUUUCCCUAAAAUUCCUGGAUUUUUUAUAGUGUUGCCAAUCUACAUCAUCAGCGAGAAAGCGGCGGAUGUAAUUAUUCAAGAUGCUGCUUGA